GUGCGACCGUCCUAUGUAGUUGCGUGGACUCGUUUUGUUGUGUUCGCUGUUUGGUCACGUGAUAGUCGCCCCUCGCCUCGCCCCGCAAGAAAGCCGAGGCGAGGCUCUGGGUGCUUCCUCGCCUUCUGUUUCUCGUCAGAGGGAGCGCGUAGGGGUGGCUCUCGCGGAUGUGUCAGGUUGAAGCUCCGAGGCUUGGAAGUCGGCCAUGGCUGCUGCUGUUCUGGAGCCCGCAAGCGAGGACUGGGAGCAGCCUCUUUUGAACGGAGGUGGAGAUGACAGAUCUAAGGAUGUUAUGGAAACAUUGCAACAUUACAGGAGCCGGUGGAGAUCCAUUCGAAUAAUGUAUCUUACAAUGUUCUUCAGCAGUGUUGGUUUCUCUAUUGUCAUUAUGUCAAUAUGGCCCUAUCUUCAACAGAUAGAUAAAACUGCGGAUCCAAGCUUUCUGGGCUGGAUUAUUGCUUCGUACAGCAUUGGUCAGAUGAUAGCUUCUCCAUUCUUUGGAAUGUGGUCUAAUUGUAGGCCAAGAAGAGAACCCCUUGUGGUUUCAACUACUAUUUCAAUAGCUGCCAAUUUCCUCUAUGCUUAUGUCCAUUUGCCCCCUUCACACAACAAAUACUACAUGCUAGCUGCUCGAGCAUUGGUGGGAUUUGGUGCAGGAAAUGUAGCAGUAGUUCGCUCAUAUAUUGCUGGUGCCACCUCUCUUACUGAAAGAACUAAUGCCAUGGCAAACACUAGUGCUUGCCAGGCAGUGGGAUUCAUACUGGGACCAGUUUUUCAGACUCUCUUUUCACUUAUUGGAGAAGAAGGAAUCUUGUGGAAACUGAUUUAUCUUCAGGUGAACAUGUACACAGCUCCAGUUUUAUUUGGAAGUGUUCUAGGAAUUAUUAAUAUCGUACUGAUAAUUGCUGUAUUUAGAGAGCAUCAUGUGGAUGACAUGGGACAACCACAAAAUAGUAUUAAUACUGAAACUGAAGAAAAUAAUGACGUGGUUCAAGAUAAUCAGCAAUACAUUGACCAUGUGGCUGUUGUAUCAACAAACUUUCUUUUCUUUAUUAUCCUAUUUAUUUUUGCAGUUUUUGAAACCAUAGCCACACCAUUAACAAUGGAUAUGUAUGCAUGGACCAGAAAAAAAGCAGUGUUUAUCAAUGGCUUAAUUCUUGGUGCUGUUGGCGUCGAAUCAGUGGUUGUGUUUUUAGCAGUUAAAGAACUUUCUAAAAGAAUUGGUGAACGUGCAAUCCUCUAUGGAGGUCUAGUCAUUAUCUUGGUUGGAUUCUUUAUUCUGUUACCUUGGGGAAAUCAGUUACCUAAAAUCCAAUGGGCAGACAUAAGGAAUAAUUCUACUCCAAGAAAGAUCUUUGGUGAAACUUUUGCAUUUUUGUGGAUGUCAGAGAUUGAAUUUUCAUCUAAUAAUACAACUGAAGCAACAGGAUGUCCUAGUAUACAAUUGUGGUGCAGUUAUACUCCCGUAAUUCAUCUGGGCCAGUAUAUUACUUCCGACAUUCUAAUAGGAUUGGGUUAUCCAGCUUGUAAUGUGAUGUCAUAUACUCUAUAUUCAAAAAUUUUAGGACCAAAACCUCAGGGCAUUUAUAUGGGAUGGCUAACUGCUUGUGGAAGUGGUGGACGUAUUCUGGGCCCGGUGUUUGUCAGUCAACUCUACAGUUCCUUAGGACCCCGCUGGGCAUUUGGUUUCAUCUGUGGAAUUGUUGUUCUUUCUCUCUUACUACUUGAAGUGGUGUACAAGAGACUUAUUGCAUUUUCAGUCAGAUAUGAGAUGCUACAAGAACAGAUUUCCUAGCUAUCUGUUCUGUCUUGUUUUGCUUUAAUCAUUAUUUGCUGUUUUCAAUAUUUUGCAUCUUUGAAAGAUGUAUAUAAUUAUCAUUCAUCAGGACAGACAGUAUUUCUGCCACCAGAUUUAUAUCAUUUUAAUACUGGAAAUGACAAACUGUGAUACAAUAGAUGUUAUUAUUUUGGAGUAUAGUUUUAAGAGAUGGCACUAGUUCUAAUUAUAUACACUGGAUAUAUUUAAAAUACAUUGAUUCUGUGAAUCAUGUCUUAAAUUAAGUUUUUUAAACUGAAUUUAAAAAGGGUAUUUAUUCUAACAAGAUUUUAUGAGCAUGAUUAUUUAUGCAUUUUUAUAAUUGGUUGGCUUUUUUAAAUUGAAUGUAUUUUAAGUAAAAUAUAGCAGAAACUAAUCCUGAUAUUUUGUUGCACAUAUUUUGGAAUUUAUAAUUUUAAAAAAUGGUUCAAAUAAGAUCAAGAUUCAAAGUAAAAAUAAAGAAUGUUGAUGCAGCACUUGUAAUAAAGAUAAGUACUGAAACUGAUAGUAGAUUUAAUAACUGGAGGCUACUGAGGUAGAUAUCUGAGGUUUCUACCAUUACACCAAGAAUCUUAAUCACUGCUUUCCUGAACGGUAACACCCAAAGGUGCUUUUUCACAAGGCAACUAGACUUUCUUGUUUUUCUUUGAAGACAUUUAGCUUCUCAUCCAAGAAGCUUCUUCAGCUCAAAGAAAAGCAAAGUCGUUGCCUCAUGAAAAAGCAGCUUUGUGAUAACUAUGGCCUGGAUGUCUGAGAAUCUCCAUAGACACUGAAUAGUAAAACUUUAACCUAUUGUGAAAUACACAUUAAACUGAAAAAAAAAACUUUAAAUAGUAAUUGCCCAGUACUGUAGUUACCUUCCCCCCCCCAAUUGUGGAACAGUCUAACCAAAUUAAUUUUAGAUUUGGUUUUCUUAAAAAUUCGAACUUUUUCAUCCCAAAGUUAUCUUGCACAGUUCCAUGUCUCAUAAACAGGACUUCCAGAUUGCAAAUCAGAAGUUUGGUGAUGUCAGAUGUUGCUGAGACUCGGGAGAAAUGGAGGCAGUGCACCCCUGGUGAUGUCACGGAAGCGGGGUUCUGGUUGCGUAGCACAGCCUUUCAUUUAUUUGGGGAUCACUUACAUGACAUGUUUGUUAACAAGAUUUUGGAUAGAGAUAUAGAAAAUGGUGAAUUCGUAAAUUGUUUUGUGCUUGAGAUAGCUGGAAUCAGUUGAUUGUUUUCCUAAAUGAAAUGAGUUUCAUUCUGAAAUAAAAUGAAAUACUGUAGGGCUGUCUGUUUCCAACUAAAUAGUAAAGUGUGGAUAUCUGGGCUGAAAUGUUUGAUGGAAAGGUAAUGAGAAUCGGGAAAAGUCAAAGAUAGCAAUGGUAGAUCAGGAAAAUAAUAGGAAGGGAAGGAAAAUAUUUAAGAAUAUGUGUAUCUGAAAUUUGAAAAAUCAUUUUCCAUUCCAUGCACACCUAUGGUUUUUUUGU
Messenger RNA from Protobothrops mucrosquamatus (brown spotted pit viper), 3284 nucleotides. RefSeq names its product major facilitator superfamily domain containing 8 (gene MFSD8). Gene Ontology annotation, cellular component: lysosomal membrane. The record is from RefSeq and is a predicted model, not a curated record. Lineage: Eukaryota; Metazoa; Chordata; Lepidosauria; Squamata; Viperidae. The transcript is spliced from 12 exons. Gene Ontology annotation, biological process: transmembrane transport. Gene Ontology annotation, molecular function: transmembrane transporter activity. Bases 206 to 1795 code for a protein of 529 amino acids.